Messenger RNA from Pseudophryne corroboree (corroboree frog), 1599 nucleotides. Its product is annotated as protein CutA homolog. The record is from RefSeq and is a predicted model, not a curated record. Gene Ontology annotation, molecular function: copper ion binding. Gene Ontology annotation, biological process: response to metal ion. NCBI's taxonomy places the organism in Eukaryota, Metazoa, Chordata, Amphibia, Anura, Myobatrachidae. The transcript has 7 exons. Bases 220 to 798 code for a protein of 192 amino acids.
AGAAUUCCAGGUCUGUGGUAGAGGCAGGAGCAGAUGGGCCGGUCUGUGGGCACUAAAUGAGGAGUGGAUUUGUCAGGAGAGGGUGGGAUAGAGAAGGGCAGCAGAAUUACAGCUAAUGAGUGCGCUGGCACACCAAUCCGGGCUCCCCUCCCUCCUCCCCCUCUCCCUCCACCAUCCACAGUCAUGAAGUAAACCAGGGGCACCAGCCAGCACAGGGCCAUGGGGUGCUGGUGCCAACGGAUCCAGGCACCGUCUCAGAACUGGCUUCGCCCAGGCUGGAUGACAGUGGCGCUGGUGGUGAUUGGAUUGUGCUUAAUGUACCCUGUUCUAAGAGGCAUUUUCUGGCAGAUUCACUCCGCGGUCACCGGAAGCUACAUCUCAGGGGAUCAUUCUCUGGCUUUCAUCAAUUGUCCCAAUGAACAAUUAGCAAAAGAGAUUGGCAGGGGCAUUCUGGAGAAAAAACUGGCCGCCAGCGUGAAUAUUAUGCCAAAAAGUUCAUCACUAUAUAUUUGGAAAGGAGAAAUAGAAGAGUCUUCUGAGGUACUUUUAGUAGUGAAAACAAGAACAGCGAAGAUAUACGACCUCUCAGGAUACAUCCGAUGUCACAGGGAGCGUACCGCAGGCGCCAUGUUUCCGGAGAUCUGCACAAGCGCAUUACACUCUGGCUUGUUCACCCGUUCGAGACACCAGAUCUUGUCACUGUUCCGAUUGAUCAGGGAAACUCUGAUUAUUUCAAGUGGAUUGAAGAGGUUUUGCUGGAGAAAUGAGCGUAGUUCGCGGUCUGGGAGAACGUUAUAGUAUCAGCAUUGCAGCCAUCAGAUGUUAUUCCCAGGCACAGCAGACACAUCUAGCAAAGGUCUGACUUCAUCUACCUGGGAAUCUGCUGCCUAUAAUACCCCUUUCACACCACAAACCUGGGUCCGACUCGGUAUUUUGAAUCCGGGUCAGACCCGGGUCGGACUCUUUCACACUACACUUUCAACCCGGGUUAUUGCAGGGUUGGCUCCUUUUAGCUGAACCCGGGUCAGCAAUUAAAACACCAUGGAUGUCAUUUUAAAUUGACUUUUUUUGGCUCAGAAAGAUGAGGUGUCAGAAGGGGACAAAAGGAGAGGGUGGGGACAGCGCACAGCAGUGCAGGAAUCAUGGCUGACAGAGCGAUAUUUUUAUGGUUGGUUCUAAAUCGGAGUGGGAGAAGAGACCUUCUGACGUCACUAGGGGAGGAGCCACGUCACAAGGGGGAGGAGCUAUGCCCGAACAGGGUACCCGAAAAGUACCCUCACGGGCUUGCUUCGCUCGCCUCGCUUCGCUCGACACCUGAUUACUAAAGGUAAUGGUUGGUGGCGUGGAUAGUAGAGGAACUAUCCCGUUGGCCUAGCUCCUCCCCCUUGUGUCAUGGCUCAUCCCCCUGACAUAAAAGGUCCAAAGACCACUUGAAUCUAGCAUCAACCAUCUUUUUAUACACAAUUGCAUUUUUAACUGUUCCAGUAAUAUACCUCACAACUGUCCCAAUUUUCGUAAGACAGUCCUGUUUUAUGUGGACUGUCCCAGUGUCCCACCCACGGGCCGCAGUGUCCCGCGAUGUGUGUGUGUGAAUGUUUA